CACAUAAUAUUUUUUAGCCGCUGUUAGUUGAUGGAGAAUAGAGAUUGUUUUUGUAUGCAGUACGAUAAUAAAUUUAUACGGGUUGUGACUUGUGACAAAUUGUGCAAAGUGAUAGUAGACAAUGUUAUCGUCCAACAUAUGACUGGUGACGGUCUUUGAUAAUACAACACUGCGCUACCAUUGUUCGUCAAUAAAAAACACUUAAGCUCGGACGCGACACGAUGGUUUGACACCGAAUACUACCUCACCACGGAUCGUAUUUAUGUAAUAAAAUAACAAUAAUAUAAUAGUUAUAAAAUAAUAAUAAUAGUUUUACAAUUGUAUUGCCAUACGGGUUUUUUGCCGCCACAGUACAGCACCGAAAACCGAAGUACACCGACGAAGUAUGACUACAAUAAUUAUUGUUUAAAAAAAAAAAGAAGAAACUUCCUAAAAAGCGAGGAAAAAAAUUAACACUUAGAACUUCUUUAACACACUUCACAAUGGAAGAUGAGCAGCCUGUGGCGUCUGGGUCUGUCAAGUAUCAUCAUAUUGAAGAAGACAUAAUAACAUGGAAACACCCAAGUCAUUUACUACAGCGACUUUUGGCAUUAUUUUUUAUGUGCAUAAUAGGAUUCGGUUCAUAUUUUUGUUAUGACAACCCUGGAGCAUUACAAGACAAUUUCUUAAAAGACAUGAACCUAACUACAUCGCAGUUUGUGUAUCUAUAUUCUUGGUACGCUUGGCCAAACGUUAUUCUGUGUAUUGUCGGUGGAUUUUUAAUUGACAGGGUUUUUGGACUUCGUUUAGGUACCAUAAUUUACGCUUUAUUGGUCGUGAUCGGCCAAAUAGUGUUUGCGGCUGGUGCGUAUUUCAAUACACUUUGGCUGAUGCUUCUAGGCCGUCUUAUAUUUGGAACUGGCGGUGAAUCUUUGGCAGUUGCGCAAAAUAAUUAUGCCGUGUUGUGGUUCAAAGGAAAGGAACUUAAUAUGGUGUUUGGAUUUCAACUGAGUUUUGCAAGGGUGGGAUCGACAGUGAAUUUCCUUGUUAUGGAGCCGCUGUACAAGUAUGUCAAGACAGUUUAUCAGGGUCCUGAUAAUGUGUCCAUGUCCAUAGUGUUACUUAUAGCGAGUUUGACUUGUGUCAUUUCGUUGGUAAGCGGAUUGCUGCUCGCUUGGCAAGACAAACGAGCGGAAAAAUUGCUUCACCGAAAAUUACCCGAGUCCGGUGAAGUUGUUAAAUUGACAGACGUCAAACAUUUUACCAAAUCGUUUUGGCUCAUAUCGUUUAUAAUUGUUUGUUAUUAUGCGUCCAUAUUUCCAUUUGUGGCUCUUGGAAAGGUAUUUUUUGAGAAAAAAUAUAACUAUUCUCCUGGUGAAGCUAACAUCAUCAACGGAUUGAUCUACAGUUUAGGCGCCUUUCUCGCGCCUCUGUUCGGCUUUGUGAUCGACAAAACUGGACGAAAUGUAUUUUGGGUAUUCAUAUCAGUACUAGGAACACUAGUAGCUCAUAUGCUUUUGACAUUUACUUUCAUUAAUCCAUAUGUGGCGAUGUUGACUAUGGGAACAUCGUAUUCAAUGUUGGCUAGUGCUUUAUGGCCGUUGAUCGCAAUGGUUGUACCUGAAUAUCAGAUGGGAACAGCGUACGGCAUCGCUCAAGCAGUAGAAAACCUCGGACUCGGAACCGUUGCUUUACUGACAGGUAUUAUAGUAGACGCUGACGGCUACUACAUGGUAGAAUUGUUUUUCUGCUUUUUGUUGACUGUCGCUUUGCUGUUGUCUGCUGUUUUAUGGUUGUCUGAUACUUUGGAUAAAGGAGAGUUAAACAUGAGUAUUAACCAAAGACAUGAAAUGGAGUCAAACAAAAUUCCUCAGCCGGAACAAGAAAAUCUACUUAAAGAUACGACCAAUGAAGACUAAAAGAACUUUUAUUUAUUUUUAAAAUUUUAUAAUACCUAACUAAAAAAAAACCAGACCUAUACACAUUUAUUAUUUUUACUUGUGUAUAGAAUAUAUUAACUGACAAAAUAUUAUCAAAUUAUUAUGUCUUAAUAGGCAUAUAUAUAUGUAUUAUUCCAAUACUUAUCUUGAAACCUAAUGUAUAUCAAUAUUAAAUAUAAUAUAAAUACACUAUUUAUAAAAUAUCACAUACAAUUAUUAUAGCUUAUUAAAUUAAUUAAUAACGU
Molecule: messenger RNA, 2164 nt
Organism: Adelges cooleyi (spruce gall adelgid)
Lineage: Eukaryota; Metazoa; Arthropoda; Insecta; Hemiptera; Adelgidae
Product: major facilitator superfamily domain-containing protein 1-like
Exons: 12
Coding region: 483-1898 (471 amino acids)
Biological process (GO): transmembrane transport
Cellular component (GO): lysosome
Molecular function (GO): transmembrane transporter activity
Source: RefSeq, a predicted model, not a curated record